GUUAGUGUUGAUCCCUUUGCAUAUUUAUUUGGUAGAUUGGAGAGAGAGAGAGAGAGAGAGAGAGAGCGAGAGGAGUAGGUGAAGCAGAAGAAAACAAAUCCCUCAAAACGACGACGAACAUGGCCGUUUCCAGCUCACACAUGCGUUUCACCUUCGAGUGCCGCUCCGAUCCCGAUUUCUCGCCGCCUCCCUCCUUCGACAACCUCCGCCGCCGCAAUUUCCGCGCCUCCCUCGGAUCUGGCGCUGCCUUGCACGGCGUCUCCUCCCUCAUCCUCCGCUUCCCUCCCAACUUUCAGCGCCAGCUCAGCACCAAGGCUCGCCGCAACUGCAGCAACAUCGGCGUUGCGCAAAUCGUCGCCGCUUCGUGGUCCAACGAUGCCGCAAACUCCCCUGCCGCCGGGGCUCCGGCGCCGCCCGCGGCCUCCGCCGCCGACGCCGCUACGGUGCCUCUCCCCGUCGACAUAGCCGCCGAUGAGGACGUCGUCGUCUCCGCCGACGCCGUCAACGUGGCAGCCGAGAACGGGGCUGUACAGUUAAAGCAUAGUUCUUAUUCUUCGUUUUUGAAAUCGGAUGCAAGCAAAACGAUUCAUGCCGCUGAAAGACUAGGUAGGGGUAUUGUGACAGAUGGAAUUACCACCCCAGUGGUGAACACUUCUGCCUACUUUUUUAAGAAAACCGCUGAUCUCAUUGAUUUCAAGGAGAAUCGUCAGGUUAGUUAUGAGUAUGGGCGCUAUGGAAACCCGACGACGGUGGUUUUAGAGGAGAAGAUAAGUGCACUGGAGGGGGCCGAAUCAACUGUGAUAAUGGCAUCUGGGAUGUGUGCUAGCGUAGUCCUAUUUAUGGCACUGGUUCCAGCUGGUGGACAUCUUGUGACCACUACAGAUUGUUAUAGGAAGACUAGAAUAUUCAUCGAGACUUUUCUUCCAAAGAUGGGGAUCACGACCACUGUAAUUGAUCCGGCAGAUGUUGGAGCCCUGGAAUCUGCAUUGGAGCAGCACAAUGUGUCUCUGUUCUUCACUGAGUCUCCUACCAAUCCAUUUCUCCGAUGUGUUGACAUUAAGCUGGUCUCAGAGCUUUGCCACAAGAAGGGGGCUUUACUCUGCAUUGAUGGUACAUUUGCAACACCUUUGAACCAGAAGGCCCUUGCCCUUGGUGCUGAUCUGAUUCUGCACUCCUUAACAAAAUACAUGGGUGGACAUCAUGAUGUCCUUGGUGGUUGUAUAAGUGGUUCAACUAAGGUGGUUUCACAAAUUCGGACUUUACAUCACGUUUUGGGUGGUACACUUAACCCAAAUGCUGCAUACCUAUUCAUCAGAGGCAUGAAAACGCUGCAUCUUCGUGUACAGCAGCAGAAUUCAACUGCAAUGAGGAUGGCCGAAAUUUUAGAGGCACAUCCCAAGGUGAAGCGGGUCUACUAUCCAGGCUUGCCAAGUCAUCCUGAACACGAGCUUGCCAAGAGGCAAAUGACUGGUUUCGGUGGUGUUGUCAGUUUUGAGAUUGAUGGAGAUCUACAUACCACAAUAAAAUUUAUUGAUUCACUGAAAAUCCCAUACAUUGCUGCCUCGUUUGGUGGCUGUGAGAGCAUUGUGGAUCAGCCUGCUAUUUUGUCUUACUGGGAUCUUCCUCAGUCAGAAAGGGCCAAGUAUAAGAUUCAUGACAACUUGGUUCGCUUCAGCUUUGGAGUUGAAGAUUUUGAGGAUAUAAAGGCUGAUGUCCUGCAAGCUCUGGGAGCUAUAUAGACGGUUUUCCUGAUUCACCCAAGUUUUUUUUUUUUUUUUUUUAAUCGUGUUAUUUGUUCCUUAUGGUUAUCACAUCUGGCGAAUCAAUAGAAUUUUGAUCGUCUAAUGUUCUGUUGGAGUUAUGUUAGACGGUAUCUGAUUUGGAUGUUAUGAAACUUGUGAUGAAUUGACAUCUCUAUUUGAUAUACGGUCCUGCUUUUCCUACAAGUUUUAAAAGAAAAAAAUUUCUUUGAA
This is a messenger RNA of Cajanus cajan (pigeon pea), 1973 nucleotides long. RefSeq names its product Pyridoxal phosphate (PLP)-dependent transferases superfamily protein (gene MTO1). Gene Ontology annotation, biological process: transsulfuration. Gene Ontology annotation, molecular function: pyridoxal phosphate binding; cystathionine gamma-synthase activity. The record is from RefSeq and is a predicted model, not a curated record. Gene Ontology annotation, cellular component: chloroplast. Lineage: Eukaryota; Viridiplantae; Streptophyta; Magnoliopsida; Fabales; Fabaceae.